Molecule: messenger RNA, 1287 nt
Organism: Dovyalis caffra
Lineage: Eukaryota; Viridiplantae; Streptophyta; Magnoliopsida; Malpighiales; Salicaceae
Source: the annotation of a GenBank genome assembly
AUGACUAUUAGCGAGGUUACAGAAGGAGAUGAAGAGAACCCUCCUCCUUUUCUUGAUUAUGAUACCAUUUCAAGGCCUAGACGGAUUGCACUUUUUGUCGAGCCUUCUCCAUUUGCAUAUGUAUCAGGGUAUAAAAACCGGUUCCAGAAUUUCAUCAAAUAUUUACGCGAAAUGGGCGAUGAGGUGAUGGUUGUGACAACACAUGAAGGAGUACCCCAGGAGUUUUAUGGAGCAAAAUUGAUCGGAUCACGGAGCUUCCCCUGCCCCUGGUAUCAGAAAGUGCCCCUGUCUCUAGCACUUAGUCCAAGAAUAAUUUCAGAGGUUGCUCAGUUUAAGCCUGACAUAAUACAUGCAUCAUCACCUGGGAUAAUGGUCUUUGGUGCACUUGCCAUUGCAAAACUGUUGUGUGUCCCCAUAGUGAUGUCUUAUCACACUCACGUUCCCGUAUACAUCCCAAGGUACACUUUUAGUUGGCUGGUGAAGCCCAUGUGGAUGGUCAUAAAAUUUCUUCACAGAGCCGCUGAUCUCACACUAGUGCCAUCAGCUGCUAUUGGGAGGGAUCUUGAAGAAGCUAGGGUGACAGCAGCUAACAAGAUUCGUCUUUGGAAUAAGGGUGUUGAUUCUGAAAGCUUCCACCCCCGUUUCCGCUCUCAUGAAAUGCGAAUGAGAUUAAGUGACGGUGAACCUGACAAGCCAUUGAUAGUCCAUGUUGGACGACUUGGGGUUGAGAAGAGUUUGGAUUUUCUCAAAAGGGUCAUGGAUAGGCUUCCAGGAGCAAGAAUUGCAUUUAUUGGAGAUGGGCCAUAUAGGGAGGAGCUGGAAAAGAUGUUUACUGGCAUGCCUGCUGUAUUUACUGGGAUGUUGGGAGGAGAAGAGCUCUCUCAGGCAUAUGCUAGUGGGGAUGUUUUUGCAAUGCCUUCGGAAUCCGAGACACUUGGCCAUGUCUUCAGGAAUUCCAGUAGUGGCAGCUCGUGCCGGGGGAUCCCAGAUAUAAUUCCUCCAGAAUAUGAUGGCAAAACUGGGUUUCUUUUUAAUCCAGGGGAUCUUGAUGACUGCUUGAGCAAAUUAGAACCUUUGUUGUAUAACCAAGAACUGAGAGAAACCAUGGGUAAGGCAGCACGUCAAGAUAUGGAGAAGUAUGAUUGGAAGGCAGCGACUAAGAAAAUACGCAAUGAACAAUACAAUGCUGCAAUUUGGUUCUGGCGCAGGAAUAGAGCCCGGCUAUUGAGACCUAUCCAGUGGCUAGUAAAACGUAUCUUCCCAUCUCCAGAAGUUGACUGCAAGUGA